Molecule: messenger RNA, 1662 nt
Organism: Exophiala oligosperma
Lineage: Eukaryota; Fungi; Ascomycota; Eurotiomycetes; Chaetothyriales; Herpotrichiellaceae
Exons: 2
Coding region: 1-1662 (553 amino acids)
Biological process (GO): regulation of DNA-templated transcription; DNA-templated transcription
Cellular component (GO): nucleus
Molecular function (GO): zinc ion binding; transcription cis-regulatory region binding; DNA-binding transcription factor activity, RNA polymerase II-specific
Source: RefSeq, a predicted model, not a curated record
AUGAAGGCUAAAGCAUGCACCAAGUGCCGCCAGUGGAAAGCCAGGUGCGAAUACGGCGGAGAUGCCUCGGAAGGAUGUACACGCUGCAAGGCGCUCAAGCUACCAUGUGUGUUCGACGCCUCUUUCAAACGCACAUCCAAGGCGAGGUCUAUUCAGAUGAUGUCCUCCAAGAUCCAAGAGUUACAGCAAGCUCUCCGCGAGGCAACCCCGAGCAACGGGUCUUCGAACCAGUCACAUGAACACAGUAGCGACGUCCUUGUCUCGCCGAAUUGGACCUCACAGCUACCUAGCCUCGCGGAACCGAACGGCGAAGGCCCUCUGAAUCCACUGGUGUUGUCGCAGCCUGGCUCCAUGGCCUUGGGUGGGCCAACCGCCGCGUACCGCACCAACACGGGGGUGGCCCUCACCUAUGGCCAAGUCAACGAGCACUUCAGAACGUACUUCGCUCGGUGCCAUCAGUACCUGCCGUUCAAAAUGACGACGCGCUCCGCCGAGGCCGUCUACUCCAAAUGCAGCCUGCUGUUUUGGGUCAUCUGUACCACGGCGGCCAGCUGGAAGCUUCGGUCGCAGCUCGCACCCGCGGUCAAGGCGAUGCUGGCAGAGACGCUUCACUCGCGGCCCGUGUACGUCGAGAAGGUUCAAGCGUUGCUGAUCAUGGCCAUGUGGCCCUUCUCGGUCUCUUCCGUCAACGAGGACGCAUCACACUACUACGGUUGUAUCGCGACACAGAUGGCUCUACAGCUCGGCCUUCACCGUCCGACCCAGACUCACAUCCACGCCCACGGGUCGUUGGAGAGUGAGAGUGCCCUGAACGUAGACGAAGAAGUCAAGACCACCACGUGGCUCUCCUGCUUCGUCGUCAACCAAAAGUUGUCCGCCAUCUGUGGUGUACCGCCGUCGAUCAUCGUCGACAUCCACCUCCUGAACGCGUUCGAGAGCAAAGUCGUCGGCGUGAGGCUUUCCCAACUGUGCCGUGUCUACCACAUGUCCAUGCAGGCGAACCUGGCGAUCGGCACCAACGGGUCGACUCCGUCGGGCAUGCUCGAACCCGAAACGCGAUUGAACAUGGUCAAGGUCUGGGGGGAGCACUUCUCCACCUUGCAGGCGCAGCACCUAGAGGACAUGGACAACGUCGUGAGGACGGCCUUCCUGACCUCGCGUCUCCAACUGUGGAGCUUCAUCCUGCUGGACGACAUGCUCGUGUCCCCCGAGAUGUUGAGCCUCGUCGAGAGCGCGAGGCAAGACGCCUGCGACCUCAUCGAGCUUUGUUACAGCCAGAAUCUCUCCAUCGUCCCGGCGUGCGUGCGUCACGCCAUGUGCUACAGCGCCUUGGUGUUGGUCAAGCUCCUGCGGUCCGGCUACAGCGCCGAGUCGGAGGUCCUCCAAGACAGCAUCGACCGCGCGCGGCAGGCUCUGAAAAGUACAGUCACCUCCCCCGACGACAUCCACCGCAAGGCCUCCGAGACGAUCCAGAAACUCCUGUACAUCGAGGACAAGAAAAUCUCACCCCAGAUCUACACGAGGAUGGGUGCGUCGGUCGUGUACGAUUUGCUGCGGAUAUGGUCGGAGCACAAGUACGGUAUUUUACCAAACGAAUUGCCCGACGACCAGACGAUCGAUCUGGAAGGUUUUGACUGGAACUUUCUCGGCAUGUUGGGAUGA